AUGGAUAAUCCUCUAACUCCUAAUAAAAUUCAACGGCUGAUGCACUUGGCUGAAGAUAAAUCUUUCCAUUUGGCUCGACGCGGUCUGCCUGUGAAAGACGAAACUCCCAGUGUUAAACAAGAUAAAAAUAAAGCUACUCCAAAUAAAACGGGUACUAAUUAUGAGGCUUCGUCGGGAAUACUAGACUUGGAGCAGAUAGAAGUUUUCGGUGAAUCUGGUCUGGGAAAUAUGUCAUUUAGUAAAUCAAAUGUCUUCAACCCUGGCGAACUAACCGGUAGAUCUACAGGAGCAGAAGAUGAGAAUAUAAAAGCUGCCACUCGGGAAUUUGAAGAGUAUGGCAGACACUCGGUCGCUAUAGACAGUAUUACAAGCCACAUGGACAAACAGACGUCUGAAAUAAAUGAUAUCAUGAGACACUCAAUUGCAACUAACUAUUCAUUUCAUUCAAAGAGAGAUCUCACAGCUGAUGAAGCUUCCCUGGUGAUGCGUGAAGCUCCAUUGCCGAUACAACACAGCACACAGCUUAACUUCCAUGAGAGUAUGCUUAUGGGUAAUACAAAUAUGUCAGUUGGUGCGUAUUUCAAGAAUCGUUGUCCUGAUUUUGGAAAAAUCCUUACUAAUGUUGAUAGUCCAGAUAGACCGAGCAUCACAGAAGUGUCAUCAGCGCCUACAGACGUUAGUCAUAGCGUUCACAACAACACGUACAAAAUGGACCACACAUUAGACUGCGUUCCCGUGAAGCAACCAAGAGCUAAAACAGAAAAAAUACCACAUAGAGCUCUCGUUACGAAUCUAUUCCCUAAGAAUGAAGCUAACUUCAUACAAACAAACACACAUUUAGAUAUAUCCAACAUAAAACAAGAUAAAAGUGUCAAGACAAGUACGGCGAAAGGAAAUACAUCGAUCAGCCAAAAGUCGUUCGAAUCUUCGAAACCUACGGACGUGUUGUUGAGGAAUCUGCAGACUUCAUUGAGAAUGGUCACCGAGGAUACGGAAUGUUCCACGGAGAAUUCAUUGAGCAUAUCAAAAAUAGCUGAUUAUUUGGGUAAGCAAUCGAAUGUGAGCGUCACAGAUAUACUGCAGCUGAACAAGCGCCCCAACACGAAACCCUUGGCAGAGCUGCCCGUGAAGAAUUUAGAAACUAAACCGGAUAAUAAGACGAACAUACAAGAUGUGUACGUGACUCAGUUGAAAGAUACCAAAGGCAUUGAUGUAGCGAGCUCAUCCGGUACAGUCAAUACAGUGAUCUCUUUGGAGAAACUGAAAAUUUGUGAUGAGAAGGUGGUGCCCUCUGUGGUGAUUACAAGACACUCGCUGGAGCCUCACGCGGAGAAUGAUGUCAAAUACAAUAGAAUAGAAAGAUCUAACUCACCGUCAAGCAAAAGUUGGUCUACACUCAGUACGGUGCAGGAAAAUGUUGCGAGUUUUAAAUCUGAUAGUCCAAUGAAAUUGGGUAAAGGCGAGAGUAGUCCGCACAUGCCCUCACCGAACGUAGUGUAUAAAGAAUUAGAUGAGUCGGUAGAUUGGAGGGAUGUGUUGGAAUAUAAAUACAGACAGCAACUGUUGGCUAAAGAGAAAUGGGCUGAUAUAUCAGUGGCACCGGUUCAAGGGUUCGUUGGUGUUGUAAUGCCAGUUACGAUAACCGUGACAACCCUAACUGAUAGCUGGUUGACAGCCAAAUUCGAAUUCGACAACCUCGAGGACAUCGAGAAAUAUCUAACAGUAGAGCUGCCGAGGUUGCCCUUACUACUAUCUCCCGGGAAAACUGAGAAAUUCACAUUACAUAUAACAUCUAACAUAGAAUUAGAGAGACAAUUAUCGUUCACUAUGUAUCUAAAAGACGCCUCAUUAGACGGAGAUAUAAAACAGAAUGGAUGUAUAGACAUACACAUGAAGAUGCCCGUCAUACAAGCUAUAUCAUGCGACGGGGUCAAUAAACUUACAUUCCCAAUCAUGCAAGAGAAUACAAUUCUGACGAAAUAUUUCGUCCUUAUAAGCGAUUGUCCGGUUGAUUUGCAACUCGAGUUAGUUGUGGCGGAAGGGGAUAGCUUGUUUGUUAUAAAGUCAUUGCAGGAAAUCAAAAAGAAUGAUGUUAGUAGGGCUCUGAUGGAACGACAGGCGUCCGAGGAGUCUAAAACGAAAGGAAAAGGAAAAAAUAAACAGCUGUGUAGAUUGAGCAGUGGAGACGCUAUUAAAGUAGCUGUAACCUGCAACUCGCCUAAACUAUCAGACUUAGAAAUAUCGGACAAAAUGGUGACAUUCAAAGGAGCGUUGAACGUGAAUUUGAUCGGUGUGAACACUUUGUUGAAGAAAGUGAGUCUCGUGGCGACUGUGGGCAGCGCGGAGCUAGUCAUACCGUGCAAUAAACUCACUCUUACUAACGAAGCAACAACCAUAACUUUACGAAACGACGGUGAGGUAACCGGAGUGUGGGCGAUCAAGUUCAGGGGUACUCCGACAGAGGGCUGCUUCCCUUUCAAAGUAUCUUCAACUAGAAUCGAAAUAAACGCUAAAAGUUCCAAAGACCUCAGCUUGAUGUACACUGGCUCUCUAGAUACAUAUAACGCGGGUGUUUUAAUAUUCGAAGACACGUCCAACGGCCGUAUAAGCACGAUAGAUAUAAACGGCGGCCAGGACAAAGUCAAAACGUUCCCCAUUAAGACGAACUACAACAAUUUAUCGUGGGUGAGGAGCGAAAGGAAGGAGAUCAGUCUGAAGAACACGAGCGACAAGAAGAUACAGAUAAGGUGUCAUUUAGUGGGCGAGGGGUUCAACAUAGACCUGCCCGGCGUGGAGGCGAGAGGCUCGUGUGUAUUAACGUUCAGUCCCAGUGAAUGUCGCCCGCUGCCUGUUGUAUUCUGUCCCAAGUCGAGCAAGCCGCACGUGGCCACCCUACACCUCGUGUAUCAAAAGAGCAGCGAAUUUACAAGGAAGAUCAAGCUACACGGCAGUAGUGGCGGCUCGUCGGUCCGCUGGAGCGCUCUCCUCACGUACGGGGACACGGCCCUGUCGCAGGCCUCCGCCCGCGCGCCCACCAGCCUGGCUCUGUACAACAAGGGCCACGCGCCGGCUUUCGUGUGCGCCACAAUAAACUUCAACCUUCAAUAUCGCUUCCUAUCGUCGGAGUGCCAGUUGUCGGGCUCCAAGUGCGUGGUCCGAGGUCGCAGUAAACACUCGCUCACACUCCGCCUGCCCUGGAACAAACUCGAGAGGCGAGCGAGGCCCGGGAGCGCGCUGGCUGACGUUCAUGUACUGGCGGGACCCGAAAUAAUACGACGGAGAAUACUCAGGAUACUAAAGAGUGAAUCAACGAACGGCGAGCCGGACUUGUCGUUGUUACCGGAUCAUUUACACAUUAUAACACACACCUUCGAAGGAGAGGAUCCUUCCGUCGACAAAUACUUGGAGAACUUCAGCGAAACUAAGGCGUCUCUGAACGAGCUCAUCGAGAGUCUGCAGGAGCUGAGCGCUAAGAUCGAUCUCCCUCAAGACUUGCCAGACGACGACACGAUCGUGAUCACAGACGACACCGUGCUCGAACACUACACACUGUGCGACUAG
Messenger RNA from Danaus chrysippus (African queen), 3561 nucleotides. NCBI's taxonomy places the organism in Eukaryota, Metazoa, Arthropoda, Insecta, Lepidoptera, Nymphalidae. The record is from the annotation of a GenBank genome assembly.